Molecule: messenger RNA, 1132 nt
Organism: Stomoxys calcitrans (stable fly)
Lineage: Eukaryota; Metazoa; Arthropoda; Insecta; Diptera; Muscidae
Exons: 2
Coding region: 91-609 (172 amino acids)
Source: RefSeq, a predicted model, not a curated record
AAAAAAAUUAAUUUGAAAGAACCAUGACACAGACUACUCUAUGUCGCCUCUGUGAAAUAUUAUGAAACUACAGUGAAAUAUUUCGAUCCGAUGCUUCUGAGCCUGGAGCAAGAAAAACAGCCGGUUAUAUGCGAGGUGUGCUGGCAACAUAUUGAUGAUUUCAAUAUCUUUCAGAGGUCGGUAAUACUUGCACAGACAAAGUUAAGUGAAUACGCCACAAAAACAGAGGCUAUUGUGAAGACCGAAGAUGAUUCUUGUUUUGAACCACCCGUAUCGGACAUACCGGAUUUUGCAGAACAUAUUGUAGAUCCCGUUAGUGAAUGUAGAACUCUUACCGACGCUAAUAUUAAUGAGGAUGAAAAAGAUUUCAUGGGGUUUUCAGCUGACUUCGAAAUAUUUGAUGGACGUAGCGAUUUGCAGUUUAGUUCAGAGGAUGAAAAACCUUUAUUGGAAUGUUUGAAAACGCGAAACAAAAAAUUUCCCAAGAUGUCUACUCGCAAGAAGAGGGAGAAACCUAAGGGAAACCAAGCUGCCAUUAAAAUUCCCAAAAAAAAAACGUGGCAGGAUACCUUAAGCAGAAUCAUUAAAGAGUACAAAGUCUUCCAAUAAGGAAAGAAAGGAAAAAAUAUCAAAUGAAAGUAUGGAGAGCAUAAACGAUAAUCUCCUCAAAGAUUUGAAGUUGGAGGAUUCAACAUGUUCAAACGAAGAAAUGGAAGAGAGAAAUGGUGAGAAGUUACUCGAUACAAGUUUUGGAAAGAGAACAUCGAAAGAAAUCGAUGAAUUCAUAGUCCAAUGGAAGCAAGACUUAGAUUGCUACCUAUGUAGUGGAACUGCACCAAGUAUGUUGCACUGAGACAACAUUUUCGAAAGGAACACCAUAAUAAAAGAUGCUACGUUCUUUGCUGCCUACGUAAACUCAGUCGUCGACAUCAAUUGGAAGAACACAUUCGAGUGCACGUUGAUCCUGGAGCCUUUAAAUGCCAACUUUGUGGAAAAUGCUGCACCAACAAAAGACAAGGACAGGAACGUUUCUUUGAAUGUCCAAUAUGUCAGAAACGUUUUGCAAAGAAACCUGUAUGGGAGAGGUAUAUGGAAAUUCACGAAACCAAUAAAGAUCACGUUUGCCAAAAAU